Molecule: messenger RNA, 1111 nt
Organism: Helicoverpa zea (corn earworm)
Lineage: Eukaryota; Metazoa; Arthropoda; Insecta; Lepidoptera; Noctuidae
Product: NADH dehydrogenase [ubiquinone] 1 alpha subcomplex assembly factor 2
Exons: 4
Coding region: 144-587 (147 amino acids)
Biological process (GO): mitochondrial respiratory chain complex I assembly
Cellular component (GO): membrane
Source: RefSeq, a predicted model, not a curated record
GUGUAUGGUGUAUAGUCGCCUUUAUACAGAUGACAGCCAGCCAGGCACUAGGCAGCUGACAGACGUGACAGCAAAACAGACAGAAUCCCGUCCCAAAAUCUGACGAAAUUGGUAAAUGAUACGAAAUAUCUCACGAUAUUGAGAUGUCUGGCCCAACUCGUAAUGUAUGGGCGAUCGUAGCUAGAAAUUUUAUCAACUCUUUUAAACCCCGCCAAAUAAGGGGAAAUCUCAUGGGCAAGGAUUACAUAGGCAAUGACUAUUUUGAAAUUCCUGCUGAUCCCAGUAUUGGGAAGAGAAAACCAACUAGAUGGUAUAGCCCACCGAAGGGUCAAGACUUUCAGGAUCCCAUCCCUGCUGAGUGGGAGUCAUGGCUAAGGGGUCGCAGACUUGAACCACCAACAGAGGAAGAAAUAUUGAAAAACUUAGCUAUUGCUCAAAUGAAGAAAGAAAAUGCAGCUAAAAUUGAAGUGAAACGACUUGCAGAGGGUGGUUCUCUGCCAUCAAUACCUGAUAAAGGGCACAACUCAUAUCCCACAUACCCUGAUUUUCAACCCGGUGAUCCUAAUCAUAAAAUAGAUAACAAGUAAUUGUAAUGGGUCUUGAGAAAUGCUUCACAAAGUUAGCACAGUUGACUUGUAAUAAAGGAGAUAUUGUUGUUCUAAAAUAAAUACUCUGUUAAAAUAUAUUUUUAAUAGGAUUUAAAAAUAUGAAUUAUCUAAACUACAUGCAAAUACAUUUUACAUACAGCACAAUCAACUCAUACAGAAUCACUGUGAAGAUUUUGAUGAUAUAAAAUUUUUUGGUACAUUAAUGUUGCUAAUACUUUUUACCAUGGAAUGCAGAAUAAUCAAGUCUACUUUGCUUAGCUUGCCAGUACUUAUAUUGUUUUAUUAGCUUAAUUGCUGUACAUAACUAGAUUAAAUAUAGUUAAAUGUAAAUAUACCUCAUAUUACUAUGUACAAACUUCUUCAUUGUGAAUUAUCAGGCAGUAAAUUUUAUUUGGUAGACAGUUAAACAAAUGAUCAAAAUUUUAAACUUACUUUUGUUUCAUCUGUCUAGAUUGUAGUUGUGAGCUGUGAUCUUUAGUGAGUAGUAAAUUAUGUUGUUAAUA